AAAAAUCAGCUACUUUGGUCUGGUCUCCGCAGAGCACACAUAGAUGGAGCAUUGGUGUAGCACUUUUCACGUUAGCAAAAGCAUCUUUUUAGUCAUUUACUGAGCUAGUAUGACAACGUGAACAUCAUGUUUACUAAUCAGGGCAUUCAACCUGUAAGUGUUGUUUUUAGCAACGCAAAAAACUGCUUUCUUUACCUCUCCACGAAGUUGAUAUCGCACCUGUCUUUGAAGGAGAACCAGGCCUUAGAGUUGUCCUGGGGCAAUGACUCUCCAGUGUUUCUCAGCUGGACUCUAAAUAGAGCAUCCUCUGAACAAGAUGGCCACAAAGUAGAGCUGUGUCGACAGCUGGGAGAAAAGCUGGGCUUGAAAGAUGGAGAGCAGGGCUUUCUAAGACCGUGUCAUCAAGCCUCAUCGUUGAGCCAGGUGUUUGUGGAGCCUCUGUCAGCYGAUGACUGGGAGAUCCUGGAGCUCCACAGUUCUGCACUGGAGCAGCAGCUUCUGGAUCAGAUCAGAGUGGUUUUCCAWGAUGCUGUGUUACCUGUUUGGGUGGACGAUCACACUGUGAUCUACAUUAGGAUAGCUUCWCUUACCCCAUCUGUGCCCUAUGGUCGCCUGGAGCAGUUCACUGAGCUUGUGGUGUCUCCAAAGAUCCGAAUCAACAAMCUGAGGGAUUCUUUUCAGAGACCGAGCCACAACAAGCAAAACUCGAAUCCCUCCUCCUCCUCUGAGCCGUCGUCAGAUUCCACCUCCCGUCUCCCUCAGAGCCAACAGUGGGGUGGGAUUGGGGACUUGAAGAGCCUGCUUCGAUAUAUGAUAAAAGGCACUUCCGACCCAGUUAAGGAGGAUCCUCCUGUGCCCAGCGUUCCCGUCAUCUUCUCUGAUUCCAUCUACAGAGUCUGUGGCGCACCCCCCGCCUCUCUUUGUUCCGUUAGCCACGGCGCUACUGGUGUUGUUCACGUCUUUCCUCGGAACCCUCAUUUGAACACCGCACUACGAGGUCAGUCCGCAGUGACGUACGGUCUUCUCUCCAAAGUUUUAUCCCCUAAAGAAGCAAAAGACAAAACCAAGCAGGCCAUGGAGAAAAAGAAGAGCGCCGGUAAAGACGGCGCUGCUGUUAAAGGAGAGGAAGAGGAGGCUGUGUUGGUCAGGGUCGUGUGUCACGACUCUGACACGCUGACGGGGGAGAGGAGAGGUCACAAGGGGGAGAUUCAUGGUGGGAAAGUGUGGAUCCCACAGCCUCUGGGCAGCAAGUUAAAAAUCCAGCCACACUCAGCUGUGAGAAUUAAACCAGCUGGGUCAACAAUCAAAGUCGCCUCUAAUAUUUGUCUGCAGCCUCUAAAACCUUUGCCUGAGGAGAACGAUGAAGCGAUCCAGACGGCUUUCCUCAGCUGGCUGCACACUCAGAGUCACGAACCUCUGGCCUGUCUGACUGCUCGUUCUGGUUCUGUCCUCCUCCACGCAAGUGAUGCAAAGUUGGAAUUUGUUUUAACUGUGUUGAAACCAGAAACACAGAACGAUCCUGCAGACCAGCUGUUUCUUCUCGCUCCCACUGUUCUCCACAAGAAGGACAUACAGGUGGACAGACAGCCGGUAGCAGAGCCUGCAGUAAAAGUAGAUGAAGCGACCGACCCAGAGCUCCCCUCUGCCUGUACUCUUGGUGGGAUUGAUGAGCAUAUUAGAACUGGAAUUGAGUUUAUUUCCCUCAACCUUCUGGGCAGCCCCCUCGCAAGACAGCUGUGUACCACUGGUAAGGGGCUCCGAGGAGGAGCGCUGCUCAUCACUGGAGCCAAG
Austrofundulus limnaeus is the source of this 1791-nucleotide messenger RNA. It is a transcript of the gene pex1, whose product is annotated as peroxisomal biogenesis factor 1. Gene Ontology annotation, molecular function: ATP binding; ATP hydrolysis activity. Gene Ontology annotation, cellular component: peroxisome; cytosol; peroxisomal membrane. Gene Ontology annotation, biological process: protein import into peroxisome matrix. Lineage: Eukaryota; Metazoa; Chordata; Actinopteri; Cyprinodontiformes; Rivulidae. The record is from RefSeq and is a predicted model, not a curated record.